AUGACUGCGCUCGAUCUGCACAAUGCACUUUUCACAUCAGACAAACGACUCGUCAAUGCUACGCCUACCCCCACCCCCAUGACACAUACACGUACUCUUUCGCUCACGAUAGCCCAAGAACAAUCGCAUAACCCUACAUCCUCGACCUACAACUCCCCAACCUUUCACGACCUGCUCUCACGCCAACCACUCCAUCCAGACGGUCCACGACAUUGGGACCUUGGUCUUGACCUCACAGGAGACCCGAUAACAGCAGCAGAAUGUAAAAGCCUCCAAGACCGGUUCAUAAAAGCAAAACUUCGUCGCUUAAAGUGGAUGUGUGGGGUUUUUGAAGUUGUUCUUGGUAUAUGGGCUAUAUACUGCACGAUUCGCUAUUCCCUCGCAUUUCAAACGGCUCUUGCGAGCGAUGUGCACAUACCCACGCUUGCGCUCGUGCUUUGCGUUAUUUCUGGUGUCAGUGUCGCUGGAGUGGUCGUGACGCUGUUUAUGCCGCUUCUUCCAGCAGGCGGAGAUAGGUUCGUUCGUGCUGCGAGGAUGAUCUCAAGAGGAUGUUUUGUUGUAUUGAUAAUCGCGAUGUCGAUCGUGAAUCUUGUCCUUAUUUUGAUAUGGAGGCCUGUGGAUAGAUGUGGGUGGAAUAUGGAUGUUUCGUGGUCAACGACAGUUGCCAUCGCUGGGGAUUCGACAGCAAGGCAAUGUCGCACUGCGAGUUUUGCAGCUUGGAUAAUUGUUGCAUCUUUAAGAGUUAUUGCUACGUUGAUCAUUAUCCUGUUGUACCUUUACUUCCUGAGAGCGUAUUCCGAAGCGAGGCAUCCUUCGAGAUAUACCAGAGAAACGUACUACUACCCGCCAUUAAUGACCUCGGAGGGUGUUGUAAACUCACCCGUGUCCACUAUGGACUCACCUGUAUCCACUCCCGACCCGUCGCCAUCAGGAACACACUUCAAUUUCAACAAGUUAAUACAGACUCAGACUCAAGCUGGACUAGGAAGGUCUGACUCGACAAUAGCACUAACUAAUUCAAGCAUCACCCUCGCGCCUUCCCCCUCGUUUUCUUCCUCCCCCCACUCCCACACAAGCACCCAAGCCAUACACACACAAUCUUCCAACCCCGCACCCCCAGCUUCCAACCGCAUAUGGCGAAAUUGGACAAAUCUGCGGCUAUCAAUAAAAGACCGUCAAAGGCACAAUAAUCUUUCCGACACACUCACACCCCGGACGCUGCGCCGGCAGAACCGUACUACUAUGCCGAGUGAACAUAUCUUGCUGAAUACGAAUACAACACCCGGUGCCUGGGAGGAGUGCACGGAAGUGUUUGCCGACGGUACUGGUCUUGGUCCGUGUGCCUCGGAAUUAGAUCAGUCCGUGGGCGUUGCUGAAGGUCAGGGUGCGUGUGCGAUGGGGGAUCGCAGGAAUAAGACUGAUUCUCCAUUGGCGAUGGACUCGGAUGCAGGCAGCCGUGACUCUGACUCUGUUUAUUCUUACGGAUACGGGGCCUCAGAACCAGCAUACCCCUACCUGGAAAUUUACAACAACCCGGCUGCUGGUAAUGAUAAUAGCAUUCCUACCCAACAACCCCGAUCAUCCGCGGCAGAUAUAGCGCGGGCAGACACCAUCGAACCUGCGAUGUCGCUAACGACUAUAGAAUCGGGUGACGAAGAAGACGAACUGAUACCCAUAAUGGGCGGUUUCGUACGACGGAUGGCUACCAUCCAGUCAUUCGGGUCUCAAGAAGCUGGGUUGUCGAUGGGUCGCUCGCGCUUCUCGAGGGGUUCGGUUUCCGAGAUGCAUGCACCCGCGUCUCUGCGUUCGUCUAUUGGAUGGGCGCCUUCUAUGGCGUCUACGCUGAGCAAGAAUAACUCGCUUGGGACUGCCUCUGCUUAUUUUUCUGCGUCGAGUGAAUUGGGGAUGGGGACGGGGAGUUCUGGACGUGGUGCCGGAGUCAAUGAGCGGGGCGAGUUGGAAGCGAAGAUGACGACGAGUCCGCCUUCGUACGGUCGAUAUCACUAUACCCGAGAAGCUAACCGCACUACAUUAUCAGUGCCAUCCUAG
Messenger RNA from Suillus fuscotomentosus, 2049 nucleotides. RefSeq lists its product as uncharacterized. NCBI's taxonomy places the organism in Eukaryota, Fungi, Basidiomycota, Agaricomycetes, Boletales, Suillaceae. The record is from RefSeq and is a predicted model, not a curated record. The transcript is spliced from 3 exons. Bases 1 to 2049 code for a protein of 682 amino acids.